GCUUUAAAAAACUCUUUACCGGUGAUUUGUUGAUGUUUCGGGGGUAAUUGUUGUUAAUUGUUAUUUAGUGAAUAAUGAGGUACACCAGGAGAAUUUUGAAAUCGUCAAUUGACGGACAUUUCCAGAGGAUUUUUGUCAGAUGUUAUGCCUCCAGUGGUCUGGGAUUGUGGGAUGAAAUUCUCACGAAUGAGAUCCGUCGCUCGAUAGAGAGGUAUUGGAAAUCCAAGAUAAGUCCCCAGGUGCCAGCGAAGACCGAUGGAAAAAAUCACUACGUGUUAUCAAUGUUUCCAUACCCAUCAGGGGCAUUACACAUGGGUCACGUGAGAGUCUACUCCAUCAGCGAUUCAGUUUCUCGUUUUCACAAAAUGAGAGGUAAAAAUGUGUUGCACCCAAUGGGAUGGGAUGCCUUUGGUCUUCCAGCGGAGAAUGCCGCCCUCGAGCGAAAGGUAUCACCAGUCACUUGGACAAUCUCCAACAUAAAUAAAAUGAAAUCCCAAUUAACACAAAUGGGGUGCGACUUUCACUGGGAUCGAGAGAUCAAGACAUGCGAUCCUGAUUAUUACAAAUGGACGCAAGUGUUGUUUCUCAAGCUGUACAAAAAAUCCCUGGCUUAUCAGAAAGAGUCAUUCGUAAAUUGGGAUCCCGUGGAUAAAACGGUUCUUGCUGACGAGCAAGUCGACCAGAAUGGCAUCUCCUGGAGAUCCGGUGCUAGGGUAGAGAAAAAAUUGCUGAAGCAGUGGUUUAUCCGAACAACAGCUUUUGCCUCGUCCCUUUAUUCAGGACUUGACUCCCCAAUGCUGAAGGAAUGGCGAGACGUCAUAAAGAUCCAGAAGCACUGGAUAGGUCCUCCCACAGGUACCUCUUUAGACUUUCCCCUGAUUUCAAGUGCCUCUGUCUCCAGUGAAACCCCGAGGAUUAUCUCCCUGUGGACAGACAUCCCCGAGCACAUCCACCACGUGAAAUUCAUCGCAGUCUCCAAGGACAAUUUUCUGUCGAAAUCCUCACAAUUGCCAGAUGAAUCUUCUUCAAGCAAGGCUGAGCCCUUCUGGAAGCUUUUGGAUACCAAAGUCGUUAAUCCCUUCACCUCCGAAGAGAUCCCCAUCUUCCUGACGAAUAUAGUAGAGUUCCCCAGGGCUAGGGAUAAUUUUGUGGGAAUACCUGGGGCAUGUCAGGCUUCUAGAGAGUUUGCAACAAUUGUUAAACUUGAUUAUCCUCCAAUUCCGGAGGACUCGGGGGAUCAAGAGAAAAAACGAGAGGAAGUGAUGGCAGAGGCGCGGAAAAUGGGAAUCGGUGGAUACAGCGUCAGCUCCAACCUGAGAGACUGGCUUGUGUCCAGGCAGAGAUAUUGGGGCACACCAAUCCCGAUUAUUCAUUGUAAAAAGUGUGGAGCUGUACCAGUGCCUGAAGAUGACCUCCCAGUGGUGCUCCCAGAAGUUGAUAACGAGAAAUUUGAAUUUCAGAGUCUGAAGGACUCUCCUCUCUGGCUGAACACAGCCUGUCCCACCUGCAAAGGUCCAGCUCAUCGUGAAAGCGACACCAUGGAUACCUUCGUCGACUCAUCCUGGUACUUCCUAAGAUACACCGAUCCCCACAAUCGCCAGGAGAUGUUCUCCAGGGUACAAUUGGACUGCGUCGCUCAUUCUAGGGAGUACGAAAGAGCUCUUGCUGCUCAAAUAAUAAUGCUGGCACCUAUGGCACCUCAAUUUGCGUCUGAAUUGUGGUCUGGCUUCUGCUCUGCUAAAUAUCAUUUGGCUGGAGACGACGAGACCUUGAAUAUCGAUAAAGAUGUCCUCGAACAGCAGUGGCCUGAAAUCGAUCCUGAGUACGAGCUCGACCUCUCAAUAAUCGUGAACGGACAUAGUCUCGAAAAGAUAAAAGUCCGGAGGAAAAUACUGGAUAAUCUGACAGCUGAAGAAGCCGCUAGAUUGGCAUCGGAAUCCCCGCAAUAUCGAGUGUUUGCUGGUGACGCUCCCAUCGACUCCUUCAGAUUUCAUUCAGAGUCAGGCUGCGAUGGAAGAAUAUAUUUUAGUAUUGAUAAAAAAUUCUCCAAAGCAGAGAUCACCGCGUGA
Fopius arisanus is the source of this 2069-nucleotide messenger RNA. RefSeq names its product Leucyl-tRNA synthetase, mitochondrial (gene LeuRS-m). Gene Ontology annotation, molecular function: ATP binding; leucine-tRNA ligase activity. The transcript has 4 exons. Gene Ontology annotation, cellular component: mitochondrion. NCBI's taxonomy places the organism in Eukaryota, Metazoa, Arthropoda, Insecta, Hymenoptera, Braconidae. The record is from RefSeq and is a predicted model, not a curated record. Bases 75 to 2069 code for a protein of 664 amino acids. Gene Ontology annotation, biological process: mitochondrial translation; leucyl-tRNA aminoacylation.